Molecule: messenger RNA, 8637 nt
Organism: Numida meleagris (helmeted guineafowl)
Lineage: Eukaryota; Metazoa; Chordata; Aves; Galliformes; Numididae
Gene: WIPF2
Product: WAS/WASL interacting protein family member 2
Exons: 7
Coding region: 6444-7772 (442 amino acids)
Molecular function (GO): actin binding
Source: RefSeq, a predicted model, not a curated record
CCCUGCUUUACCUUUGGCAGAGUUGGCUCCACUGCGCUGCCUGCCUGGGCUGCCCCGGCCUGCCCUGCGCUCUGUUGUAGGUGUUGCUGCCCUGCUGCCGCAAAGGAUCCGAUCCGGCCUGUCUGCCGCCGCCUCAGUGCGCAGAUGUGAUGUGAACCUGCCUGGCUCCGUGGCUGGGACGUGCUCUGCAGGCCACACCGCAGUAUCACGUGCUGCUUCCACAGCUCGGGUGCUGGGCCGGUUCCUGCUUGCUGGGCACCUUGCACCUGAGGUGUUCUAGCACUGCUGCUCCGCAGAGCCUCUGGGUGCAGCUGCCUCUUUGCACCUCGCCUGAGCGCGGUGGCCAUGGGAGGGGGCUGCUGCCCAGCACCACGGCCCCCCCUGCCCCACAGGAACGCGAGCACGCAGCCUGCUUUCCCAUGGCCGCCGGCACAGACCCCUCUUUGUGCCGAGCGGGGCGAGGGUGGGCUUGGCUCCGUCCCUCUGCACUGUCAGCGUGCCAAAGCCCAGCGCCGCCGUGAGCGUGCACCGGGAUGUCAGCAUGGGUGACCAGCACUGUUCUGCCCCCUGCGCUGCUGCUUCUGCAGCGUGUGAGGUCUGUAUGAAUUAAUUCCUUCAGCUGCAAGUAGGUGUGUGGCUCCACGCGACUCGUAGCCAGCCGGAACUGCGGUGCACGAGGCUGCAGAGCUUGUGGCCGCUGUAGCUGCAGGAUGUCAGGCCCUGAAAUGAAAGCCGUGGUGCAGGAGCGCAGCCAGGCUGUGGGGCUUUCUGCCCUUGCAGAGCCGGGUCUGGGCGCGUUACCUCCGAGUGACGCAGGCUGCCCUGCUCCGUGAGCACCAGGGUGCCAGGGCGCGCUCCAGGUCAGGGCUCGCUGCCCGCUUUGCUUUGCUUUAAAGCGCUGUCGUGGAGGCGCUCUGGUCCUUGUCUGACCUACUUACUUACAUCUGGCUGCUUGGAAGGAAGGCAGAUUUGCUCUGCCAAAGAAGUAGCUUUCUGCUGGGAAGCAAAGGUGGGAGGAGGGAGCGGGGGGGGGGGAAGUGCCCUCAGAGCGAGGGGCCGAGCGUGUUGGGUUUCUGCUGCCUCUGCCAGGGCAGUGCUGGAAUGAGUGCAGCUCCCCAGGCUCGCUGCUUGCUCCAGUGUUACCGGCUUGGCUCAGACGUGCAUUGGUCUUUUCCUGAGCUGGAUCAGUAGCCCAUGGGCAUUGCAGUGCUAAGAGCAGAGACUCAUGAGCCCUGCGGCUCUGUGCCCUGUGCAGCACCACGCUUGGCUGGCCCUGCACCAUUCUGCUUCCCACGGCCUCUUCCUGCUCCCCUUCCUUGCUUCCUUUCUCCCAAGCACGCUGUCGGGAGAGCCGGAGAUACCUGCAGCACCGGCCAGACCAGCCAGGGACGUGGCACCUGGGCAGGGAUGCUUGUGGGGUGAGGAGUGACGCUGCCAGGCACACGGAGGCUCGUGCUCCACUUUUCUUUCCCACUGUGAGGCGAGCUGACAGCCAUGGGGCCGCUCAGGAGCCGCACAGAUCCCGAGCCGCGGGGCAGCUGCGUGCUCACCGGCAGUGCUGGCACGCAGGGACCGUGCUGCCCUGUCUCGGAGUCUCCGUCUGUCACCCUGCAUUAGUAGGUCACGUCUCGGAGCGAGCCCUCCUUCCCGCUGGCCGCGAGCUCGCAGCGUGUUCUUGGCAGCUGCCGACCCGGCGGUGCGGGGCGCUCGCUGUGACAGCUCUUGGCUCACCUUCCCCCUGCAGCCAGGCGCUCAGCACCGCAGGCCGGGCACUCAGCACCCCCGUGUGUGCUCAAGCCCUGAGUCUUCAGCUCCUGCGAAGGAGCACUGCUGGGCUGCAUUGGUGCACGCGUGGCUGUUGUGCAGUGGGAGCACCCUAGUGAUCUCGUGCCGUUAAUGAGGCCUGUUUGUAAGGUGUCUGCAGCUUUAGGGUCUUGCUCAAGCAUCAGGCACACGCGUGUGUCCUAGAAUAACGCUUCAGUGCUGGAUGUUCUAUCGUGGCUUGUGCAUUUUCCCCUAAUUGGUCUCACUGCAAACGGGAAAGGUGCAUUUCUUCAGGCGGUUGAACUCUGCAGAAGCAAUCAGCAGUGAUUUCCGAGCAGCUGCUUCCUCGCCGUGAGGUCAGUGCAGCUUGGGGUGGUUUGUGGGAAGGCCUCUCCGCCGCCGUGCCAGGCCUCAGCACCGUGUCGCAGCUCGGGGUCUGCCCCACAUCCUCAGGUGCCUCCAGUGGGGCCUGCCCCCUCCACAUCCUCGUCCCAGCAUCGUUUCCCUGGCGUGCUCCAGCGGGCACCGCAGUCAGUGUCAGCUCAGGGUGCCGAGCUGGAGCUGGAGACAGUGCUGCUGCAGCACGGUGCCGCUGGAGCUGUUCUGCAGAUAACCCCACACAAUGAUGGUGGGAAAGGCUGUGGGUUCCGACAGCGUUCCUUUGCUGGUGCUGCUUCACCUGGCUGAUCCUGAGGGCGGACAGGGAUGCUUUGCUGCAGCGUGUGGCCGCCCAAUGUGUCUGGCAUGCGAGCGAUUGCACGGGGACGGCUGGGCCCCUCUGCUCCCAUCCUGCACGGAGCCGCACGUUGUCCUCGAGGAGCCCCUGUUGCUCCGGCCUCGGUGUGGGAAGGUGCGUGUUUGGCAGCAGGUACAAAGUGAUUCUGUCCGUCCUGCGGCGCAUUGUUCUCCGUGGGACGUGGGCCGCGCCGCGCAUUAUUCUCGGCCGCGGGUCACCCUUGAAGCCGUCGGGAAAUCCGCGCGUCUCCCUCCGCUUCCUCCCCCUGGAACAAUCGGGGAUGGCGGUCGGAGCACGGGGAGGCUCCGCACGGUGCCGUCCGGUCCUGCCUGUGCCACCUCUCCCUCCCCGCCUUCCUCUCCCGAGAAGCUGGCACCCGCGCCGGGAGCAGCAGGGAAGUGUGCGGGCCCCCUGGGAAGGGCCUUUCCUGCUCCGUCCUUUGCCGCGGCCUAAUGGCAGGACGUGAGUCCUCGCCGCUGAUUAAAUGUUUCCUCUGCCAAAUGAACCGAGCUCCAUGGAGAGCUGUGAGCGGUGAGCCUGGCUCGGGGACCCGGCAGAGCAGGGGCUGCGGUGAUGGGAGCCGCGGCUGGGCAGGGCGCUGCGGAGCCGGUCCCAGGGGCGUUGGGAACUUUUUGUUCGGGGUUUUGUUAAGAGCGCGUUGUCAGUGACCGCGGGUCGUGAAUAAUUCACAGGGAGCGUCCGAGUCCCGCGGGGUCGGAGCGUGGCUGGCUGUCUGCACGCAGAGAUGCGCCGGCUCUCCGAGCCGCUCCAAAUCGAGGUGGCAGCUCGCGCUCUGAAAGCAUGCUGAUACGAUUUUAAAAGCCUGAGUGACCUUAAAUCCUGCGAUGGCUGUCUUUCGGGAUAAAUUAUUUAUGGCGCAUCUUCGGGGCUGCCUGAGCCCUCGCUCGGAACGGGCGGGAAUGUCAGGGCCUGGGAGGGCUGAGCUCGGGGUGAGGAGGUUUGGAUGGGAAGAGGGGACAGGAAAAGGAGCGCUGUGAGGCGGGGGCGGCGGGCAGGGAGCGACCGGGGCCGGCCUUGGAAGGCCUCCCCGAACCGGUGCAGCUGCAUUCUGCAGCCGACAUCACAGGGCUGGAAAUUCCUCUUGAUCUGCAGUUCAAAGCCGCUGCCUCCCUGAGGAUGGAGCGCUUCAUCUCGGCUUUGCAAAUGCGGGCUCGCCGCGGAAGCAGCGUGGCUGUGAAAUACAAAUCUGCCGCAGCGCCCAAAUCCCCUGGAAAGCGCGGAAACGGCGUCUGAAGGUCACUGCCGUGCGUCCUGCUAAAAAAAGCCCACAGCCCGCUGCGAGGAGAGAGCAGCAUCCAGGGCUGCUGUCGGGAGAAGGCAUUUCGCUUCCCCUUGGAGCGGAGGGGUUUGCAAAAUGCCUGCAGAGCGCAUCCCAGCUGCCGUGUCCCGACAGGGGCAGGCUGCACAGGGGGAACCCCGGGCUUUGGUGGCACUUUGAGCCCCGAAUGCAGGGGGGUGGUUCUGCCACGGGGCCGGGGUUGCAACAGCAGGGCCGCUCCCUGGCGCGUGCUGAGCAGCGCUCUGCAGGGCCACCUCGACUGCAGGGAGCGAUGACUUUUCACACCUCGCCUUCCUCCCGGUGUUCUCACAGCUCUGUGGUUCUUGUUUGCAUUUUGAAGGAAAGCCGAAGUGCCAGCCCGCCCCUCCUGGCUUAGCUGAGACGAGCUCGCUGCGCUUUGAUCUCUCGGCUGCCUUUCACGCUGCCCUGAUUCACGUCUUCCAAAUCACUUUCCCUGCAAGCGCAGCGAGCGGCUGCUGCGGCAUAUGGAGCACUCGGCAGAGCUCAGGGAAAGGAGCCGUGGUGCCGAGGAACAAAGGGGAGAAAUGCAGAGCAGCCGCUGUCUGAGCGGAGUUGUUUCAAAGCGCAUGGUUUCCAUAAGGCAUACGUGAGACAUUAAGGGGCGGUGAGCGGUGCUGGGAGAACCCCGUGGGGUUUUUUCACCCUUGGAGGCUUCAGCUUGUGUCUCCCUUGUCGUUAUCAGCCGUGUCUGUCUUCAGGAACAUUAAAGAUCUAGGCUUUAUGCUAAAGACAGAUAGCGAUCACCCCGGCGCUCCCAGCCGGAGGUCUCGUUGUGUCUCAUGGUUUGAAGUGCUGGGCACUACCAUGUGCUGCAUUCAGCGCCUCUGGAUUUUUGUUUUUCAAUGUGACCUCUGCUGCUAAUCCACAACGUGAGCGGGGCCGUGUGCUGCAAUGAAAUGACCUGUUUCUCGGGAAUUCGCCUCCACUUUAUCCUCAAGCUGCUUUAGCUUAAACUCCUCUCUCGCGCUUCUAGGUCAGAGCCUUCAUCUGGAUGUGGCGUUCGGCGCGGCAGCAGUUUAGGGCUGUGUGAGAUAGGGCAGGUAGUGACUCAUGGUUUUCUCUGUAGAAGUGCCCCUCUCCUCCCCGGCUGUGACCGCAGGAGGUGACGCUGCUGUGGGACUUUCCCCGUCCGCUCCACGCGAUGUGGGCAGAUGGGCUCUGCAGCGCCGUGCUCCCCGUGCAGCGUGUGUUCUGAGUGCAGAUCUGCACUGUCCAUCUGUCCGUCAGGGUGAGGUGUGGAGCGGGGCGGACGUGUCUCAGGCGGCUCACGGUGCUGGCACCACGCCUGUGCUGGCUGCUGGCUCCGGCCCGUGACACACGAGCCCAAUCGGGAGCUUCGUCACCCGGCACGCUGCUCCGCUCACCUGGCGCUGCAGAGGUGCUCCCACUCCGUCGAGGAAGGAGCACGGGGAAGGAGCUCCACUCGGCCACGUCCCGGCAGCUCCCGGGCAGGUGUGUGCCAGGUGCUGGUGCUCUCACCCUGCUGGGUCGCGGUGAGACGUGCUCUGGGCAGCGAGGGGCCCUCCAGUGCCGGAGGUGAGGGCCGGAGCCGUGGGCUGGCCGCUGGCUCUGCAGAAGUGCCGGCAAGGAACCACUUCCUUCUGUCUCCUGAUGUUUUCUUGCAAGGCUGCUUGCAGUUGAGGAGCUUCUCACCCAGCAGAAGAGCUGCUUUUAAUUGCAGGUGAUUUAUGUAUUUAUUUUCUGGAGCCGCAGAGCGCUGGCAGUUGGCCGGAGGGCAGAGGGAGCUGCUGGCAUCGCCGCGGUGCUGUGAGGCUGUGUCCCCGUGCCCUGCGAUGAUAGGGAGCGUGGAUGUGGCCUGAAGAUGGACCUGAUUGUAUUUUGGGCUCUGUGUACUGCAGCGGCAGUAAAUUGUAGUUUGUUGUAGAAGGUGAGAAGGGAUCUGUAAUGGAAAUUCACUUGUGUAGAUGUGGUGACGGCCUCUCUGCUCUCAUGGCCUGGGGAUCAGGGAUCAGGAGGUGAAAGGUGCGGGUGCGAACUCGCUGUGCUCCUGCUUGGUGUUGGUGUCACGGGUUUCCCUGAGACAGGAGCUGCUGCUCUGGAGAGGGACACCUGAACGUCCUGGGGUGCACACGGGCCUCCUGUCACUGCAUUCCUAUUCCCUGAGCUGCCAGGGUGGCACAACCCACGGCGCUGCCGUCAGAGGCACGAGCCCGGCCCGCACCUCCUGGUGAUUCAGGCUCCUUCCUGUCCCCACUCCGUGUCCAACCUGGGCUCGUGAGCUGUGCUGCUGGGAGCUGCUCAGGGUGAGCUGCGGAGGGGAUGGCUGCGCUUGGGGAUCAGGUGGGUUGCAAUGUAAUUGGAUCUGUGCUGGGAAUGCCUGGGUGGCCCUUGGCUCACGCGUAUGCCUUCGAGGAUGUCUGUGGGGUUGGUACAAUGCAGUUGGACAUGGGGUGCUGGCAGCUACCUGAGUGUGGGACAGUGGCAGUGGGUUGGGAACACGAUGGGGCAGGAGCCCUGAUCCUGGAGCCUCUGUGUGGCUGUAGCCCUGGCUGCAGGGUGUUCCUCCUCUUCUUUCCCAUUGAUCUUGACUGCUUCUUCCCUUCCCACAGGCAUGAGUGACCAGGCUCAUCCCCAGCACUGAGCAGCCGCAGCCGGCCCACCAUGCCGAUCCCGCCCCCGCCGCCGCCGCCACCCGGCCCCCCGCCGCCCCCCACCUUCAGUCAGGCAAACACAGAGCCGCCAAAAUUGAGCCGAGAGGAGCAGCGCGGCCGCGGGGCCCUCCUGCAGGACAUCUGUAAAGGGACCAAGCUAAAGAAGGUGACACAAAUCAAUGACCGGAGCGCCCCGAUCCUAGAGAAGCCCAAGGGCAGCGGUGGCAGCAGCUACGGCUCCAGCUCAGCUGCGAUCCCGCCCAAGGGAGGCCUCUUCCAAGGGGGUGUGCCCAAGCUCAGACCCGUGGGAGCAAAAGACAACUCAGACAGCUCCGGGAAGCAAACCCUGCAAGUCCCCAGCUCCAGAGCUGCUGCCCCCAGGCCCCCGGUGCCGGCCAGCAACAGCCGACCUCAGGAUGAUUCUGACAACAGCCGAGCCUCUCCGCCGGAGCUGCCGCGCACGCAGAGGCCAUCCCUGCCGGACCUCUCGCGGCCCGGCACCGCCGGUGGCACUGGCAUGAAGCACAGCUCGUCCGCCCCGCCGCCUCCCCCGCCAGGCCGCCGUGCCACCGCGCCGCCCGCCCCCCCGCCUGCGCACGGCCCCAAGGUCUCCUCCUACAACCGGGAGAAGCCCCUGCCGCCCACCCCGGGACAGCGAGCGCCUGCUGGCAGGGACGGGCCCCCCGCCCCGCCGCCCGUCAAACCCCCGCCCUCCCCAGUCAGUAUCCGAACGGGGUCGGGGGCUCAGGGCCAAUCCCUCGCCCCCCCACCGCCCCCUUACCGGCAACCCCCCGGUGUCCCCAACGGCCCUUCCAGCCCCAUCAACGAGUCUGCCCCGGAGCUGCCGCAGAGACACAAUUCCCUGCACAGGAAGACGCCGGGCCCCUUGCGGGGUCUCGCGCCGCCACCGCCUGCCUCAGCCUCCCCAUCCCUCCAGAGCAGCCGCCCCCCGCCGCCGGCCCGGGACCCCCCCAGCCGUGGUGCAGCCCCGCCGCCCCCGCCACCCAUGCUGCGAAAUGGGGGGCGUGACGCCCCCCCGCCCCCACCCCCCUACAGACUGCAUGGUUCUACUGAGCCCCCCAGCCGUGGGAAGCCGCCCCCGCCGCCCACCCGGACACCUGCCGGGCCACCCCCACCCCCACCGCCAGUGAGGAACGGGCACCGGGACUCCAUCGCCACUGUCAGAGCAUUCCUGGAUGACUUUGAAUCCAAAUACUCGUUUCACCCCGUCGAAGACUUUCCAGCCCCAGAAGAAUAUAAAUACUUCCAGAGAAUCUACCCCAGCAAAACAAACAGAGCCACGCGUGGGGCCCCCCCUCUGCCCCCCAUCCCCAGGUGAAAGCGAGCUGCGCCGGCGGUCGGUCCUGAGCACAGCUGCAGAGCUGCUCCCCCUUCUUCAGGCGGACCCUCCCCACCUCCCCGCCCCCAGGAACCUGCAUGAGAACUUCCCGGCACCUUCAGCUCUCCCAGGACGAGCGGACACCCCCGGCCCACGCUCACCGCAAACCCACGCGGCUCCUUUCCCCGCGGCCCCAGGUUGGACCCCGCGCUCCAGGCACCGGGCAGGGCCGGGGGCAGGCAGCGCGCUGCUGGGGACGGACACGGGCGAGGGCCGUGCCUGGGGGGCCGCGUGGGCUCGGAGCGGAGCGGGGCAGGAGCCGGGGCUGUCGUGGCCGCGGGACGGGGCCGGCAGAGCCCCCCGCCCCAGCGCUGAGAGCGGCGAUUUCGCACAGGAGCCGCCGGGAGUGGGGCUGUGUGUCCCCGCGUUGGGGGCAGGGAGGGCGAGCGGCCCCGUGGUAACAGCGGGUCACCAACAGGGAGCGUGUCAGCCGGCGGACAGCGGCUGUGUGCAGGGGGUCUGCGGCCGGGGGCUCCGGUGGCUGUUACACUUGUGGGGGGGGGGGGGGCAGGGGCUGCGCGCCGUUUUGCCUUACGCGCGCUCACGGGCUGCCGGCUCCGGGCUCCGUGCGUGCAGCGCGGGGGGGUUCCCAUUAACCGUAGUUACUGAUCUAUUUUGUACGUUCUAAAGCUGUACCGUAGGGGGAGGGGGCUGCGGCGGGGUACUAAACCCUCACCUUUAACCGUGCUUUGUUUGUGCGUUUGUUUUCUACGAUGCUGGAACCUUCCCCAGGUGGGAGCGAGGCCCUGCUUGGGGGUGGGGGCACCGUUUGGUUUAAAUAAAGGCAGAAAAGGCCCACCCCGAG